Messenger RNA from Aedes albopictus (Asian tiger mosquito), 3512 nucleotides. RefSeq names its product replication factor C subunit 1 (gene Gnf1). Bases 255 to 3434 code for a protein of 1059 amino acids. Gene Ontology annotation, molecular function: ATP binding; DNA clamp loader activity; DNA binding. Gene Ontology annotation, biological process: DNA replication; DNA repair. The record is from RefSeq and is a predicted model, not a curated record. The transcript is spliced from 3 exons. Gene Ontology annotation, cellular component: DNA replication factor C complex; nucleus. NCBI's taxonomy places the organism in Eukaryota, Metazoa, Arthropoda, Insecta, Diptera, Culicidae.
CCGCCAAACUUUUGCAUCGUUUCUAUUUUGGCUGCAGACAGUGCGUGUUUCAAAUUAUUUUUCUAGAAUAUUAAUAAUUUUGGGCGAAAUAAAGUGUUUAAAUAUUUAAUUAGAAUUACCAGCAUUGUACAGUGAGUGGUUUAUAUCCCAGUGGUAGUGAAAUUUUGAAUAUUUCCAUGUUGACUCGAGAUUAGAUUAGACCCCACUUGAAGCGAGAAACUACGUCGCAGUCCUAUCAAAUUGCAAGCACCAUCAUGUCGAAGGACAUCCGCUCGUUCUUCUCCGUGGGAUCGAAGACGAAAAAACCCGACCCACCGAAGCAGCAGUCGUCAUCGUCGUCGUCCGGUUCGUCGAGCAGCAAGCGGAAGGUCAUCAUCGACAGCGAUGAGGAACCGGAAGACCGUCACCACAAGAAACCGGUUCCAACGCCCGAGCGAUCCGGCAGCGGUUCAUCAUCGCAUCACAAAAAACGCCGGGUGAUCGAUUCGGACGAUGACGAGGACGGUGGCAAAAAGAAGAGUCCGGCGAAGAAGAGCAGUUCGUCGUCGUCGUCAAAGCCGGAUCUGUCUAAACUGAUACCGGUCAAUGCGGCGGACAUUUUCAGCUCGGCUCCGGUCAAACGGAAGGAGCUGCCGAAACCGACCAAGAAAGCUAUUAAGGAGGAGAUUGAGAUUCACUCGGAUGAGGAGUUUGAGAAAACGUUGGCUGGGUUGGAUGAGGUGAUUCCGGAAACGCCGGAACCGGUGAAAAAGAAGGUCAAGCAAAGUCCUGCGAGGAUAAAAGAAGAGAGUUCGGUUAAGAGUCCGGAGAAGAAGAAGGAAACUAACGGACAUGAUCCCAAGGAUGAGAAGAAGAGGAAAACACCCACGCCGGAGAAAAAGAAGGAGAAACCGGUUAAAACGGAAAGCAUGAGCGAUGCGGAAGGAACGCCGAAGGGUUCCAAGAAGGCGGCGAAUGAGUCCAUUCUAACGGAUGAGGAGCGGUACGAGAGAAAGCGUAUGUCGGCGGCGUUGUAUCAGAAGUUCAAAAAUCGGCAGGGUCCGGCCAAUCCGGGCAGCAAAGAGAUUCCCAAGGGUAAGCCGGAUUGCCUGGCGGGGCUGCAGUUCGUGGUAACCGGGGUGUUGGAGUCGAUGGAGCGAGACGAGUGUGCACAAGUGAUUAAGGACUUUGGCGGAAAGGUUGUUGGUUCUGUGUCAAAGAAAUUGACCCACAUGGUGGUCGGUGAGGAUGCAGGGCCCUCGAAGCUGGCCAAGGCGGAAGAGCUGGGUAUUCCACAGAUUUCGGAAGACGACCUGCUGGAUUUGAUCCGAGAAAAAUCGGGACUUCCGAAGAAGGGUGGUAGUUCUAAUGGUUCCAAAGAGGAGAAAGUCAAAUCCAAAGAGACGAAAUCACCUUCCAGCGAUUCCAAAGAAAAGAAGCGAAAACAUGCUGAUAAGGAACCGGAUGUCAAGAAAAAGAAGGCGACACCGGAAAAGAAGCGAACUCCAGAAAAGAAGCACUCCGAAUUCAGCGCACCAGUUGCAAAACUGCCGAAAAUUCCAAAGCUCGAGAAACCCUCAAGCAAAACCGAGAAAACUUCCCCGAUGAAAAAAUCCCCGAAAAAACUCGAACCACAAGCUCCGAUCAAACGAGAAGUAACCUCCUAUCAAAAGGACAUCGCCAGCACGGACAACAUGGCCUGGGUUGACAAGUAUAAGCCCACCUCGAUCAAGCAAAUUAUCGGUCAAACUGGCCCAGCCAGCAACGUCCAAAGACUCCUCACCUGGCUAUCCAAUUGGCACUCGAACAACGACGGCAAGAAGAAACACCCCCGUCCCAGUCCCUGGGCCAAAAACGACAACGGUGCCUACUUCAAGGCGGCCCUUCUUUCCGGACCCCCUGGUGUAGGCAAAACCACCACUGCCACCCUGGUCUGCAAGGAGCUCGGGUUCGACGCGGUCGAGUUCAACGCAUCCGACACGCGCAGCAAAAAACUGCUCAAGGAGCAAGUGUCCGAACUGUUGAACAACAAGUCCCUCUAUGGGUACUUUACCGACAGUAGCGGUGGCGCUGGUGGAGCGGACGCGAAGGUUAGCAAGAAGCACGUCCUCAUCAUGGACGAGGUGGAUGGGAUGGCAGGAAAUGAGGAUCGCGGCGGAAUCCAGGAGCUGAUUGCGCUGAUCAAGGACAGCCAUGUGCCGAUUAUUUGCAUGUGUAACGAUCGGAACCAUCAGAAGAUGCGGUCGCUGGUGAACUAUUGCUUCGAUUUGCGGUUCAAUAAGCCGCGUGUGGAGCAGAUUAAGGGCGCCAUGAUGUCCGUUUGCUUCAAGGAAGGUCUAAAACUCGCCCCCGGAGCCCUCGAGGAAAUCAUUUCCGGUACCGGUGGUGAUGUCCGCCAAACCCUUAACCAUCUGGCACUGCACAGCGCUGGAAAAAGUAUUCCGGGUUCGGGAAAUCUCAGCGUUGACCAAGCUAAGAAAGAAGCGGAAACCGCUCGCAAGGACGUCAAGAUGGGCCCGUGGGAUGUGGUCCGGAAGGUGUUCUCUGCCGACGAGCACAAGAACAUGUCCAUCCAUGACAAAUCGGAUUUGUUCUUCCACGAUUACAGCUUGGCACCGUUGUUCGUUCAGGAGAAUUAUUUGAAGGUGACACCUCGUGUUCCGAAGGCCCAACUGAUGGAUCAGGUGGCUUUGGCUGCGGACAGCUUAAGCCGAGGCGACAUGGUAGAUCGCCGAAUCCGGUCCAGCAUGGCGUGGUCGCUUCUUCCACUGCAAGCCAUGUACAGCUCGGUACUUCCCGGGGAGUACAUGGAGGGCAACUUCACCGGCCAGAUAAACUUCCCCGGUUGGUUGGGCAAGAACUCCAAGGCUUCCAAGCGAAAACGCUUGGCCCAGGAAAUCCACGAUCACACUAGGAUUAGCACUUCCGGAUCGCGACUUUCGGUUCGGUUAGACUACGCUCCGUUCCUGGUGAAUGCGAUUGUGCGCCCUCUGAAGCAGCAGGGUUCCGAAGGAGUUCCCGAAGCACUCAAUGUCAUUAAAGAAUACCGUUUGCUGAGGGAAGACUUGGAAUCUCUAACCGAGCUGACCACGUGGCCCAAACAGAAGAAUCCAAUGGAUUCGGUGGACGGCAAGGUCAAGGCUGCCUUGACCAGGGCCUACAACAAAGAAAUCGCACCGUAUUCGUACUCGGCGGUCAAUACGGUGAAGAAGAAGCGAGCUGAAGCCGCCGCUGAUGAAACAAGCGAACUCUACGGGGAAGAAGGCGAAGAAAAUGCGGCGGCCGAUUCGGAUGAGGAGAAAGAGGACGAUGAUCUGGAGAACAAUGCGUUUAUCAAGGUGAAGAAGAAGCCAGCGGCGAAGGGAGCUGGCGGCGAGGGAGCGUCCAAGGAGGGAGCGAAAGCUGGCGGUUCGAAGGGUAAGGCCAGCGGGUCCGGCAAAGGUAAGAAGAAGUAGCUUGGGAGUCUCAUGUAUUGUUGUAGGUACUUGUUAGUGUUAGCAGUAUCAGGAAUAAAUUUAGGCUUUCUACGUUAA